GACAGCGCAGCCAAUUGUGAAACGUCGUCGCUUUGAAUCAAAACGACUUUGUUUUUGCCCCGUUCACAUUGUGCGUAUCAAUUAUUUCCUUCUCAUCCUCCCUUCUCUCAACUAGUCAUCUCCAUUGCUGUUCGUUUACCAGAAACGAACAUUAACCUGUCGUUGAUUUCUUUAUAUCUCUCUGUAACAAACAAUCUCCAAGUGAAGGAGUCCGUGUUUAGCACUUUGUUGACUUGUUUAUGGCAUAGAACGGCGCCGUCUUUUCUAAUCCAAUGUGGCGGUGAGUUUGUGUGUUAAGUGAAGAAUCGAAAACCUUAAAAAAAUGGAUCGGCCGGCGAUAACGGUGGGGCCGGCGAUGGACAUGCCGAUCAUGCACGACAGUGACCGGUACGAUUUGGUGAAAGAUAUCGGCUCCGGUAACUUCGGCGUGGCUCGGCUAAUGAGAGAUAAACUCACCAAAGAGCUCGUAGCUGUUAAGUACAUCGAGAGAGGAGAUAAGAUAGAUGAAAAUGUUCAAAGAGAGAUUAUUAAUCACAGGUCACUAAGGCAUCCAAAUAUUGUCAGGUUUAAAGAGAUUAUUUUAACACCUACCCAUCUAGCCAUUGUAAUGGAAUAUGCGUCUGGGGGAGAGCUUUUUGAGCGAAUAUGCAAUGCUGGGCGCUUCAGUGAGGAUGAGGCUCGCUUCUUCUUUCAACAGCUGAUAUCUGGAGUCAGCUAUUGCCAUGCAAUGCAAGUAUGCCACCGGGACUUGAAGCUGGAAAACACUUUGUUGGACGGUAGCCCAGCUCCUCGGUUAAAGAUAUGUGAUUUUGGGUACUCUAAGUCCUCAUUGCUUCACUCACAACCUAAAUCGACUGUGGGAACUCCCGCGUAUAUUGCUCCAGAAGUAUUGCUGAGGCAAGAGUAUGAUGGCAAGAUUGCAGAUGUAUGGUCAUGUGGUGUAACAUUAUAUGUGAUGUUGGUGGGAGCAUAUCCAUUUGAGGAUCCUGAGGAGCCAAAGGAUUUCAGGAAAACAAUUCAAAGGAUUCUCAGUGUCCAGUAUGCCAUUCCAGAUUUUGUUCAAAUAUCUCAAGAGUGCCGCGAUCUGAUUUCUAGAAUUUUUGUUGCUGAUCCUGCAACUAGAAUCACGAUUCCUGAAAUUAGGAACCAUCCGUGGUUUUUGAAGAAUCUGCCUGCUGACCUUGUGGACGAAAAUACAAUGGGUAGCCAUUACGAAGAACCUGAUCAACCAAUGCAGAGCAUUGAUGUGAUCAUGCAGAUCCUUGCCGAGGCCUCCAUACCAGCUGUUGGGAAUGGGCUUAACCAAUGCUUGUUAGACAACUUUGACAUGGAUGAUGACAUGGAGGAUUUAGAUUCCGAAUCGGACCUUGAUGUUGACAGUAGUGGAGAGAUAGUUUAUGCACUGUAAUCACAGCUGCGAAUGAAACACUUAUUGACAAUUAGUAAUUCUGGGUGUAGUGGAAAUGUGAAUAUCUAGUUAAUAGAAAGUGUGGUAGGUACCAUGGGCAAUUGUUGGUAUCAGUUGCCAUGCAAUCCUUGCAAAUCUUGAGUUGGCAUUGUUAGAAACAUGAAGCUUUUAUUCCUCUAUAUGAGGAGAAAUUUGAUUGUCUCAUUGUGUGGUAACUGGUGAAAAUAUUUGAAUCAAGGGGAAGAUUUCCCUUUGUUGAACUCUUCAAUAAUCUUUUGUAUCAUUGUUGUA
This is a messenger RNA of Mangifera indica (mango), 1699 nucleotides long. Its product is annotated as serine/threonine-protein kinase SAPK10-like. The coding region runs from base 323 to 1408 and encodes 361 amino acids. The transcript has 9 exons. The record is from RefSeq and is a predicted model, not a curated record. Gene Ontology annotation, cellular component: nucleus. Gene Ontology annotation, molecular function: protein serine/threonine kinase activity; ATP binding. Lineage: Eukaryota; Viridiplantae; Streptophyta; Magnoliopsida; Sapindales; Anacardiaceae. Gene Ontology annotation, biological process: intracellular signal transduction; protein phosphorylation.